Molecule: messenger RNA, 4413 nt
Organism: Anguilla anguilla (European eel)
Lineage: Eukaryota; Metazoa; Chordata; Actinopteri; Anguilliformes; Anguillidae
Product: E3 ubiquitin-protein ligase RNF152-like
Exons: 2
Coding region: 524-1135 (203 amino acids)
Biological process (GO): positive regulation of autophagy; apoptotic process; protein polyubiquitination
Cellular component (GO): lysosome
Molecular function (GO): ubiquitin protein ligase activity
Source: RefSeq, a predicted model, not a curated record
ACAAGAGAAAACAGAAACAUUUGAGGCAGACGAGGGAGCGCACGCCUUUGCAAACCCAAAGCAAGCUUCACAUGAAGACCUAAAUGCUGCCUAACCAGCCUGCAAAGAACGAAUGUGGAUACACCUUAAUAUGCUAAUGACUUGUGAAAGGAUUUUAAAGACGGCGGGAGAUGUAAUUUGGACUGCCGCGUGACGGCCCGGUGACGACGGGACACCUGCAGUCGGGGGGGGGGGGAGGCGGACGACCCGAGAGCCAAGGUCCCGGCAGAACUCCCUCCGGAUUUAUCUCUCUUUUUUAUUUUCUAACUACCAUCAUUCAGUCUUUUUCUUUUUUCUAUCCCCCUUCUACAAACCGAGACUGGCUGACGUUUAAAUUUCACGCCCUGGACAGAGGAGACAGAGGUGCUCGAUUGAAGAAACUUUGGAGAGACGGGGCGGGGGGGAGGAGAAAAUAAAAAGUUAAUACAGAAGGGAAGGGUGUGCUGCUAGCGGAACCGUUUUUCGGGGGGGGGGGAGGUUUAAAAUGGAAACUCUCUCUCAAGACUCCAUCUUGGAAUGCCAGAUCUGUUUCAACUACUACAGCCCCCGGCGCCGGCCCAAGCUGCUGGACUGCAGGCACACCUGCUGCUCGGUGUGCCUGACCCAGAUGAGGACCAGCCAGAAGGAGAUCCGCUGCCCCUGGUGCCGGGGCGUCACCAAGCUGCCCCCCGGCCUGUCCGUGUCCCAGCUGCCGGACGACCCGGACAUCGUCACCGUCAUCGCCAUCCCCCACGCCUCCGAGCACACGCCCGUCUUCAUCCGGCUGCCUAGCAACGGCUGCUACAUGCUGCCCCUGCCCGUGGCCAAGGAGCGGGCGCUGUUGCCGGGCGACCUGGGCUGCCGGCUCCUGGCGGCCGGGCAGCAGAAGGGCGUGGCCGUGGUGGCGGUGCCCGAGCAGCAGCCCCUGGGGGUGGGGCUGGAGAUGGGCGACGGGGAGGGGCCGGAGAGGCGGGUGGGGGCGGGGGGCAAGGGCUCCACCUGGUCGGGGGUGUGCACGGUCAUCCUGGUGGCCUGCGUCCUCCUCUUCCUCCUGGGCAUCGUCCUGCACAACAUGUCCUGCAUCUCCAAGCGCUUCACCGUCAUCUCCUGUGGCUGAGCGGGACCUGUUUUGGGCUGGGAUGGGGGUUGCCCCGCCCCACCCUGUCUCUACAGCCCUGUCCCCUGGGCCCCGCCUUUUCCAUCCUCGGGCGGGUCACCACCAAUCGAAAAACGGAAAACAAUGCACACAAGAAUAAACGGACACAAGUAAAAAGGGGUUUUUGCGCAUGUGUGGAGGAUUGGUGGAAGUUUACUGGGCAAAACCGGGGGACUGAGCUCACUACGAGAGAGCUGGGGGGGGUACAGGCAAUAACACAAGAUACUCCAGCCCCCCCCCCCCAAUAUUACUCACAAAAAACCCUCCACACAUCCCGUCCUGUAGAAAGGGUCUUUGGGGUGCUGAUUGUGUGGGGGUUCCCAUGGUGCACCACUGCUGGUAUGCCUACGUCCUGUGGUCAGUAGAUUAAAUGCAUUCUUUAGCUAGCUGUCAGAGUUGAGCGAUUGUCUCCCUGCGACCAGCAGGUGGCGCUGUCAUCAAGUCUCUGAAUGUGGCUUUCUAUUGUGAUCGGUGCUGCAGUGUCUGAAUAUUUAGAAUCAAACUUCUAGCCAAGUGUUGUUCCUUAGGGGAUUAAUCAAUGCUGAUCUUAUCGUCUCUUACGUUUUUCUUUCUCUGAUCCCAUUUGUACAAAGACUUGUUGAUGUUUGCUUACACGUACCUUUUUUACUACCAUAAAACACUGGUCACGGUGGUUACUCUUCUGUGAUAACAGGGAAGCUCGUAGUUGUUAAAUCGUUUGUUAACUACCAGCAUUUUCAGAAAGGAAGCACAGGUUUUAAAAGGCCACCUUAGAGUCACUCAUAAUGAAAAAGUACAUUAUCCUCAACUAGGUGGAAAAAGUACAUUAUCCUCAAAUAGUUGUGGAUCCAUUGUUGCGAUGACUGUUUUGGGAAACCAGCACUCCCCCCACACCAGUACCCCCUUUGUGUUUGCUUGUCCUCUUUUUUUAAUAUUUUAAAGGGGAUGGGGGAGGGGGCAGGGAGUUUCAAGCAUUUGAUUGACGAUCAGCUGUUUAAAAAAAAAAAAAAAAAAAAACGAGAAAAAAAGACGACAGCUUGAUUGACGGCGAGCAUCUUGCGUCGUCUUUAUUUUGUGCCAAACGAUUUUUUGCCGGAUGAAAGCAAUUCAUCGCGCACAGGACAGGGUCGAACUACUUUAUACAUGUUAAAAGAAACAAACAAAAAAAAGAUUGUAUUGUUGUUGUUAUUGUUGUUGUUGCCGUUGCUGCUGUUGUUGUGAUUUACUCGUUUCGGUCCACUGUGUUUUUAUUUUCUCUCUCUCUCAGUGAAACCGGAGGGCUCUGGCGGAACGGGGAGUCAGACCUCUUGCAUGACUGACUGCUGUAGAUUGCGUGUGGAAAAAGACGCCUAAAUAUGCCAACAGGGUAAACUUAAACGCCAUGGGGGAGGGCUUCAGUACUUUUUAUGGGGCUUUGUGGGGUGGGGUGGGGGGCGAAGGGUUUUGGGUUAAGGGUAAUUACACGUGAGCGAGUUUCUGUCUCUAGCAAUACACGCUGUGUCCUUUUGGACGGCUGACCGAGGAACGACCCUCCCCCCUUUCUGUUUCGCCCGGGGGUUCCGGGACGUCCCCCGUACGGUCGUGCCUGGGGGACGGACGAAAAGCUUUAGUUCACGGCCUGAAAGCACUGUACUCAACUGGCAGUCUGUGUGCUCGCGCUGAAAUUGGGAGAGGCGUGAAGGUUCCCUUUCAGCGCUGGCCACUGGUGCUGCUUUUUUUUUUUUUGUUGAUCAGCUGGACCCCGAUUGGGUGGGGGGAUCACGCACCGACUCGCCCGAUUGGUUCUUUUUUUUUUCUUCUUCUGAGGCUCUUAAAUGUUGUGAAGGUGUGUAUGUGCUGGCACAUUUACGGUUGCGAAAAAAAAUUAAUCGAAAAUUGUGGUCCCACCUGACAAGAGAGGAUACAAAAUCUGCAUUUAGAUUUGCUUCUAAAUUUCAAAUUUUGCUUCUCUGUCAUAUUCCAUUUUUAAUGGCUGCCCCACUGUUCCCAUUUUUAAUGAAAAAAGGUGAAAUUUGGCCGACCACUGACUGUAGUGGUGUUCCUUAUAAUGGAAACGCUUAACGCUGUUGAUGGAUGUGUUGGUAUUGAUGUGAACUCUGGGGUAGUUACGACUUCUCACGACAAAAACGAUGCCGCGUCCGCUGGAUAAGUUUGGAAGGAGCUGUCAUUGUUCUGAUGCGACAGUUUCCUAUGUGCUGGCUUCUUAUCCAGCUUGUUUUUUUUAAUCAUUUUAUUUUGUAUUUCGUAAAUGUUCAGUGUUUUUUUAUAAAAAAAAUAGUUAAUUGGGAAACUGCAAUAGGAAUGAUUUCUUCAUCCGGAGAGGCAGCUUGGAUUGGGCUGCUGGGGGUUGUCCUGUCAGGGUCCGUUACAGUCGCGGUCUCCCCCCCCCCCCCCCCCCCCCUUCGUGAAAUGAAAUGUACUCCGGGAACGUUUUAGUGGACACACGUUCUGCCGUAACCCUGGUUACCGAGAUAAUAAUUCGUCGGCUGGAAAAUGACAUGCUUUAAUUCGGCUGAGCUAUCUCUCUCUCUCUCUCUCUCCCUCUUUCUCUCUCCCUCUCCCUCUCUCUCUCUCUCUCUCUCUCUCCCUGGCUGUCAGGGUUCCACAUUUGAAUACUGCAUAAUGGAAGAGAGAGAGAAGAGCUUCCAGUUUGUCUGUGAUGGAGGAAACGGGGGGGUGUUGAAUUCGCAGGCUCAAUAAACGCGUGAUGUAGGAGCUCGCGGCUCGCUGGGCUCGACAGAAUUCUGUCCUUAUUUUUUUUCAUGAAAUUCAAUAAACUAAAUGUCCUUUUUUUUUAAUUAAAAAAGAAAACACGAAAAAAAAAGCUUUAAUUGAUUCAGAUUUUGUCGCGUUAGUUGUUUACUAUGUUUAAAUAGUGUCCUGCCAAUCCUUGUUACCAUGCUCUAACAAGGGAUUUCUGUGCAAAAAAUGUACAGUUACAACCCCCCCCCCCCCCCGAUAGCACCACCACAGACACCUAUUUUUAACAGGGUCAAGUUAACAUUUUCAGCUAUUGUCUACGUUAGCCAAGGAGCAUGUCAUUUUUUUAUUCUACAUCCCAUUGGUUUACGCUCUUCUUUUUGAAGCUGAUUGGUCGCUUCCUAACAAACAGUUGCAGGCAGUGAGCAACUUUUUGAAGUGCAGGUGGUGUACUAGGUUUCCGACCAAUCGCCUUGCAGUAAAUUUAUGGGCAUGAGAAGCUGUGUUCCUCCCGGGGCUGCGGAGAGCAAUUCAGUCAGUUCAGGAAAUUGAUUUUAAAU